Molecule: messenger RNA, 189 nt
Organism: Prunus armeniaca (apricot)
Lineage: Eukaryota; Viridiplantae; Streptophyta; Magnoliopsida; Rosales; Rosaceae
Source: the annotation of a GenBank genome assembly
AUGUGGAACUUUGUGCAAGUCGUUGUGGUGGUGACACGUGUCAUGGAGAUUAGGUUUAGCAAUUUGGACCUUCAGCAGUCGGGAGUUUCAGCGGGUGCUUGGCACCUCGUAAGAGUGUCUUCCUUCGAUAGGGGAGAAGGCGUGUCUGCCUUGGUGUUGGUUAUUUUGAGGCUGGAUAUGCUCAGUUGA